Molecule: messenger RNA, 1340 nt
Organism: Sycon ciliatum
Lineage: Eukaryota; Metazoa; Porifera; Calcarea; Leucosolenida; Sycettidae
Exons: 9
Coding region: 294-1340 (348 amino acids)
Source: RefSeq, a predicted model, not a curated record
UGGGCAUCAAUGCCCGUUUGGUUUGCGAUGUAAAAUAAAACUUCAAACAAAAAAACUCCCGAGAAAAACACUUGACCUGUCGAAGAAGGAGUUGAAGAUCUUAUCCUCCCAUGGUUAGGCAGUGAGCUGUCUUCGUGCCCAUGUUGGUGUGCGAUGUUUUUUUAUUGUUCAUACUUAUAGUGUAGGACGGGGAAGGAUCAUACCUCGGACCUACAUGCAGCUGGAUUUCUCUGACGAGCUAGGGCCGGCAGCAGAUCAGUGUCAGUGACGGCACAGCAGCCGGCACAGUGGUCAUGACGGCACAAGGUCUGACGGUGCCGGAGCAUCACCAGCAGCCACACUCGCCCGCACUGUGCCUGCCCAGUGUUCGCCUCCCGAGUCUUUGCCUGCAGUGCGCCGUGCAGCGCCUGGAGGGCGCAUGCGAGCCAGUGGCGCUGCGGAAGUUCAUUGUCGGCGAGCUCACGGCCAUUAUUGAAGGCGACGGCCAGGAGUUCCUCAGCGUGGUCCGGUGUGACACGAGUUUCCUCGAGCGCUUCCUAUUUGCCAUAGCAAAGCAGCUUCACUCGGAGAAUGAACAGCUCCAAGAGCUUGCCAUAUCAGUGUGCAUGCACUUGGUUCAGCAGGAUAGCUCCCAGUGCUCGCUGAGGUGGUUUUAUGAAGAAGUCAACCUGCAGCUUUUGGAGAAUUUGCCUGCCGCCAAGUGCUUGCCUCAUACUAUUCUACUAGGUCGCUUGCUCCACCACUCUGCUGAAGCUGCUUGCCACGGAGAAUGGGAGCAACUACAAGACACCCUGGUCCGCUCUCUUGCACUGGCGAUGCCAUCGCUGCAGAGUGCGCUCAUGUAUGCACUGGUGCAGUUGUGGAAGGGACUGCCCCAGGUUCCGACAAAGUCCACUCUGAAGAGCGCCAUGAAGCAGCUCCUUCAAGCUCUGCAGCCCUCCAGCAGCCUCGAUACGAUGUUGAAUGGAUUUGUGCUGUUGAAAUCGAUCUUGACAUCUCAAGGUGAAGGAAACCUUGCCGAUCUUUUCGCCUUCGGCAGUGGUGAUCAGUCAUCACAACUGUCUCCAGCACAGCCCCUGACAAACCUCGUCAAAAAGGGAUUACUGCAUCAAGACGCUCUCGUUCAGGCCACGGCUGCACAGUGUUGUCGUCUGCUACUCUCCAAUCGCACGGUAGCGGAGUGGUGUCUUGAGUCGGACAUGGCAGAGUAUUUGCUAGAGACGCUCGCCAUGAAGUCCUAUCAGCGCUGUGUCUGCUGGUUCGGCUCCAAGGAUUUUUCAAUGGACACCACGCUGUCUUUGUUUGAGCAACACAAGCUGUAUCACGCAGGUGCAUCCUAG